UUUUCGCGUCUGGCCGGCCGACCAACUCCGAUUUCAGAGAAACAGAGAGGCGAACCGACUCCCGCCCGACCAGCCAAUCAGCGCGUGGCAUUGUAUUUACCUCCUCGCUCGACCAAUAACACGGCCCAUAGCAACCACGUCACGGCUCCCAGCCGCUCCCUCCGUCAGUCUCCUCGUGUUUCGCAGCUGAUCAGCAGCUUCGUGUACUUUUGUGGAUUUUUCGCCUGCUAUUGUGCAUCACGAUGUCUUCUUCGGACAGUGAAAGUGAUAAUGCUGUCCCAGGACCUUCUCGUAAGAAGGCUAAGUGUGUGGAGGCAUGGAAAUCUGUGCAAAGGAAGAAAAAGCGUGACUCUGGUGAAUCUUACACCUCCACUAGUGGUGUCGCCAUGCCGGCCAGGAAGGUGGGAGCUGCCUGUGCUUGCCCGGAAAAAUGCUUCGACCUCGUGGGCAGAGAAAACAUUGAUUUGAUAUUCAAUGAUUACUGGGCAAUGGGUAGUCAUGACCGCCAAAGUGAAUAUUUAGCUAAUCAUGUGACCAGCCAGGACGUGAAAAGGAGCAAGGUGAAGGACAGACCAAGCAGGACACUUCGUAGGCUUUGCUACACUGUGAAGAAGGGCAAUAAAGAACUAGAAGUAUGCCGCACGGCAUUCAUUAGCAUUCAUGGUGUGUCAGAGAAAAGGGUGAGAAAUGCUAUGGACAAGAUGGGGCCUUCUGGAAUGGUUGAGAAGGACAAAAGGGGUAAACACGUGCCGGGAGUUAAGAUUCCUGCCAACAAAGAAAAGCUAGCACGUGAGCACAUUCUCAGCCUACGUACUGUGUCCAGCCACUACACACGUGCAAAAAGCCCCAAUCGUCGCUACUUGCCCCCUGGUUUGAAUAGAAAAAUAAUGUAUGACAUGUAUAAGGACUGGUUGGUGAAAGAAAAUAAAGGAAUAGAAAACUUAGUGAAAGAGUGGAAAUACGUACAAUUAGUGAAUGAGUAUAACAUUGGAUUUGAGCCUCCCCAAAGUGAUUCGUGCAACUUUUGUGAUGAAAUAGAUUUAAAAGUGCAAGCAUUACAUACUGAAAAUGAUGUGGAUGAAAUCCAAAGGUUGAAAAUUGCUAAAACUGUGCACACACGUAAGGCAAGUGCGGCGCAAAAACUAUUGAAACAGUUUGGACAAGAGGCUGAUAAACCUCAUCAAGCAGUCAUCUGUAUGGACCUACAACAAACCAUGCAGCAGAGUGACUGCUCAAGCAACAAAAUGGAGAAUAGAGAUGGCAAAGGGGAGUUGAAGGUAAAGGAUGAACCAGAGGAAGAAUGUGCAAUUGCACUUGGCAAGGGGAGAGAGAUGGAAUUCCUUGAACUUGGCAACAAAGCGAUGGAGGAUAGUCAUCACUCACUCCAGGGCUGGCUAAAUAGUAGUGACCAGGAUGAAUUUGAGGUGAAGGAUGAACCAGUGGAAGAGGAUUAUGUUUGUGCCUUUGAUUCUAAUGGCAUAAAGAUUAAUGAGGAAGAGAUAUCCAGCUCACCCCAAAACACCAGUGCUUUCCUCAUACAACUGCAGCAUUCUAUACGAGAAGGAAACUAUACACCUGAUCAGGUUUUCGUUUUGAGCAAGACCGGCCUCUUUUGGAAACGUCUCCCUGGCCAGACAUUUAUUAGUAAGAAAGAGGAGUUUUCUUCAGGCUUUAAGGCCAGAAAUGACCGAUUCUCCCUUUUGCUAUGUGCAAAUGCUUCAGGGGACUCGAGACUAAAACCUUUCCUGGUCUAUUACACUUCUAAGCUAAAGGAUCUGAAGGUAACAUCAUUCCAGAUGUUACCUGUACACUGGAGGUACAACAGAAGAGCUUCUUUGACAACCAUUAUGUUUGAAGACUGGUUUGCCAACUGUGCCAUCCCAGAAAUUUUAGCUUACUGUAAGCAGAAAAACAUUGAGGAAAAAGCCCUAAUACUAGUUGAUAGUGUUAUUGGUCAAUCUGACAUGAUCAAUGAAAUUCAUCCAUAUGUAAAGGUUAUAUUCAUGCCGAGUGACAUAUCUCCUUCCAUACAGCCUCCAGAUCAGUUUGCCAUUACUCAGUUUCUACAGCUCUACACGAAGACACUCCUACAAAAUAUGCUCAUUUUUACAGAAGGUGGGGAUGAAAGUCAUGUCGAGGACUUUUUGAAAUCUUAUAGCAUCAAGGAGGCACUCUUUACCAUCAGAGACAGCUGGACAGCCAUUAAGAUUCCAUUUCUCAACAAAUUCUGGAGCUAUGUUUGGCCUGGUAAGACUCAAAAUUUCACUGUACACCCUAAUGCAUCAGGGGAAAUUCAAGAGAUUAGGGAUCUUGCAAACAGAAUUCCAGGUCAAGGUUUUACAGACCUCACUGAGGACGACAUUCACAGGCACCUAAAAUCACUUCAGGAAGAGUUAUCAACAGAGGAGUCGGCACAGAUGACCAAAGCAACUGAAGGAGAUGAUGACAACCAGCAGGACACUCCAACAUGUUCUAUGCCACCAACAUCAGAGUUGGAGAGCAUUGUGAAGUUGCUCUACAAAACCGAAAGAAAAAUAAUAGAGACUGAAUGGAACCCAAAGAGACUAGAACAAAGUUUGCCUCAUCUCAGUAGUAUAAAGGCUAUGUAUAUGGAUAUAUUAAAGACAAGGAAGAAGAGGUAAUCUCAUUUUUACAGUUAGAAAAUUGUAUUUAUUAUAACAGAUAUUCCUUUUAAACAAGUUUAAAUAUGGACGUAUUGUAUAAUGAAUGUAUUAUACUUUUUUCAUACAAAUCUUUUUUGCAGGGCUACUUAUUUUGUAUAUGAAGAUAAAGACAUUUAUAUUUAUUUUAAA
This is a messenger RNA of Penaeus chinensis, 2813 nucleotides long. RefSeq names its product tigger transposable element-derived protein 1-like. The transcript has 6 exons. Bases 243 to 2642 code for a protein of 799 amino acids. Gene Ontology annotation, cellular component: nucleus. The record is from RefSeq and is a predicted model, not a curated record. Gene Ontology annotation, molecular function: DNA binding. Lineage: Eukaryota; Metazoa; Arthropoda; Malacostraca; Decapoda; Penaeidae.